CCAGAGGGGAGCGGGGAGGGAAGAGGGCAGAACCUCAGAGAGGGGCUGUGCAGGCUCGAGAGCUCUGGCUUACAGGUCAAGUAACUGGAUUUCCAGUCCUCCCUCUGCCACUGUAAAAGUCCUGGGCAAAUCAUCGCCCACUUGCAACCUCAGUCUCCUGGUCCGCAAAAUGGGGACAAUAGUGCCUCUCUCUCAGGACUGCUGUGAGAAAUAAGGUAAUGGACGUAAAACACCCAGUAUGGGGCCUGGGUGCUCAGGAAACACGAGCUUCCUAAUGCUGGGGCCUCUGGGGAGCAGGUAGGGGCUGUGCCUGCUCCUAGGGCCCCCUUCUCUAUACCCCCUCCUUUAGCUUGGGCCCCUUCUUUCUCCCUUUCCUGGCACAUCCCCUCAGGAAUGACCCUGAGUGGGUGGCUUCAUCAUCUGGCCACAGUUUCCCCAUCUGUAAUUCAGACCUGAGCCAUGGAUUAGAUGGUGACAAGGUGUCCUUCCCCUGGGGGGACGGGGGACAGCCUCCCCUGGUGAUGGCUCAGUCGUGUGUCUCUGUCUGGCCCUGAAUGCCAUUAAUAGUUAGUUACUAGUGUAUAACUGAGUGCUUGUUACAUGCACCCUGCAUGGAUUAUCUUGUAGGAUCUUCACAGCAAUCCCAGGAGGAAGGUACUGUUAUUAUCACUCCCAUUUACAUAUAGGGAAGGUAAGACAGGAGAGGUCUUAAACCCAGGGUGCCUUGUUCAAACCAAAACCAAACCUGUUGCCAUGGAGUCGAUUCUGACUCAUGGUGACCCCAUGCGCUACAGAGUAGAACUGUGCUCCAUAGGGUUUUCUAGACUGCAAUCGUUAUGGGAAGCAGAUCACCAGACUUUUCUUCCAUGGCACUGCUGGAUGGGUUUGAACUGCCAACCUCUAGGUUAGUAGCUGAGAGCAAACCGUUUGCAUCCUCUAGGGACCCUGCCUCGCUCCAGGCCUCCAUAGUUUAUCACUCUCCUGUCUCUUGAGGUGUCCAGUCCUUGGGGAGCAAGAAGCUGUGGGGUUCUAUUUCACAGAUAAGUAAAUCAAGGCAUCUGGGAUCAAGGGUCCCUGCUAGGAAGAAUUUUGACCCCAGAUUUGGCUCCUCUGUUGCUAACGACAGACCUUAUCCUUGAGAACAGGUUGGAAGGCAAUGUCCACGUGGGUUUGGGACCCUGAGCCCACUCCCCCACUCCCACAGCCAGGCUGGACCCCAGGGGAAGGGAACAGACAGAGGUCGGGUGCUGCCUCACUUUCAGGGGGACCAUUUUGCCUGGCACCCUCAUGCCCCAGCUAUAUCUCUAGGCCCAAGUACCUCCUGCCAAGUGUGCUGUGGGACUCUUUGGCCUGGAAGGGGUACCCAAGAGGUGGCUGCAGGCUCUCUGGAAGCCCGACGCGUGCAGAGGCCAUGGGUGCUUUCAGCAGGCUUGUCCACACAGCCCCUAAUCCCCACGACAGCUGCUGCCAAAGGGCCAGAGGCCUAUGGGUGCUUGGGAAGAUAGCAGUCAGCCUGAGAGGAAGCCAAGGUCACCACCCUUUGGGAGGUGUAGGCAGGCCCCCGGUGCCUCUGUCACCUGGGAGGCUGUGUGGUACCUGAGAGUUGGGAGCCCUCCCUGCCUUGCUGUUUGACUUAGUUAUGUCACUAUUCUCCGAGUCAAAUGCGGAGGCCAGCACUCCUCAUCUGUAGAAUGGGAAGUGGUAAAUGCUGAAGGGCCUGUCCAGAGUUCUGUCCCUUUGUCCAGCUCCGGGGGCCCUGGAAGCCUCUUCCUAGGGCACCUCUGCUUGGUGCCAGAUCUCUGCUCAACUGUUCCUGUGCCAGGUCCAGACCCAGAGCCGCUCAGAAUGGGACCUACAGGGAGGGAGCCAUGGGUCCUGGCUUUGGAAGCGACAACACAGCUCAGGGGGGACUGCUCAGCCCCUGGGGCGCCUGCGGAGGCCAGCUGUGGGCAGCGCCUCUGACCUGGCCAGCUCUGCCUCCAUGGGGCUUGAGACCCUGGCAUUGGCAGUGGUCUCAGCAGAGCCUACCUGUGCCAGGAGCCCUUCAUGCCUGGUGCCAGUUCCUGGACAUUUGGGACAGGGACCCCCAGGCUGUGCUUGCCCACAGCCACCAUACACAGCCCCAGAGGUCCCUCUGAGGCCUGAGGCACCUUGUAACCUGGAAGAAGUGCUCCUGCUACCCCACCCAGCACCCUUCCCCACGGCAGAGCGGGCAAAGGGCGAGCCCGCUAUCCCAGGGCCGGCCCUGCCAGAGCCAGCCCAAACCCUCCAUGUGCACCCCUCUGCCAGAAGGACCCGCUACCACAUCACAGUCACCCUGCAGGGGUGUGGGCAGGCACCUGCGGAGGAGAGGGAGGAGCCUGAACCGGCCCGACCAGAUCCCCAACCCUGUGGCCCUGAGGAAUCCAGGGGCUGGCCGGAGACUCCCCAGGGGCCCCGCCCCAUCACAGGGUGCCGGACCUACCCGCCCCAGGAGCGCCAGCUGAGAGCCCGACCACAUCAGGACAGCAUGGCCCAGCAGCAGGAGCUCCAGACUAGCCGGAAAUCUGGGUCCCCACACAGCCGGGAGCUGGACCACAGGGAGACAAGGACACCUCAGGACACGUUGCCGGGGCCCAACAUGGAGGAGGCAGGUGGGCCCGCGGCCCGGGCCGAGGCCCGAGUGGUGAGCUCCACGCUGACGUGGCGGCAGCGGCCUCCUGCCCGGGAAGAGACCAGACAUCGUUUUCACAAGGUAUCUCUGGUGUCAGGGACCCGGACAGAAGCCUCCCGGGAGUUUGAGUACAGCCACUGUCGAGAGGAAGUCAAUGGUUUUGCUACACGGGAAGAAGAGACUGUGAAUUACCAGGGCCCCCGGGAUGAGGCUGGCUCAAAUAGCUUUCAGAGCCAUGGGCCCAUCUUUUCCAAGAAGUACACACCACCCCCCAAGGAGAAGAGGCCAGUGGGGAGGCUGAAGGAGGCCAUGGACCAGGUUGAUGGCAGCCCCCAGCCCCCCAAGACUGAGCCCCCAGGCCUAGGAGCCCCAGCCAGGGAUGAGUUCUUCGUGCCCUUGCCUGGGCCCCGUGAGCUGAGCCCUCACCCAGGUAUAGGUCUUACCAGCGAGGGUCCUCGGAUCUGUGAGGAACGGCGAGUGACACGCACUGUGCGGACUACCACAGUGGUGGAAGGGCACGUGGACCGACGGGUGAGCAGCUCUGUGACUGUGAGGCCGGUGCUACCAGGCGACGCCCUGCCCAGAGGUCGCAAUGCUGCCCGCACGGUCCGGGCAGUGGUGGUGAGCCCCCGGGCAAAGGGCUCACCCAGCCACAGCCAGGCCUUGGAGCUGCUAACAAGCCUUGUGCCUCCUGAGCACAGCCCACCUGCCAGUCGGCUUCCCAGGCCCACGGUCACUGUGCCAAGGAGCCCAGGUCUGGGCAGCACAGCAGGCGAAGUCCUGGGGCAGCCGCCUAAGACUGGGGCAGCAGAGCCAAAGGACAGAUCUGCUCUGGCCCCUGCAGGCAUCCCAGCUGGUACUCACCCAUCUCAAUGCCAGCAUGUCCCUGCCACCCACCCAGACCAAGACCAGGGGAGAGCUCCAGAGGCCAGGACCCAUGAGGCCUCUAGGGUGCAGGGAGCCUCCGGUCCCAGUCAGCUCUCUCUCCAGACUUCUCAGGGCAAAGUACCAGGACCUUCCUCUCCCAGACUUCAGACCCAUACCCCCUCCCUGGGCCUAGUGCACCCCCCAGAGCAGCCUGUGGUACCCAUUCACUCCAGGUCCCAGCACACUCUCAAGCCCAGGGUGCCCCAUGACCUGCCCUCUGUAAAAAGAGAAGGGCUCACAGAUCCUCCGGCUACCACCACCCUGCCCAUCGUGAGGAACGAGGUCGCCAUGGCUCCUGGACAACUUCUUGCUCCAUCCUCUACAAAAAGGAAGGAUGUCCCCAGCCCAGGUUUUUCUGCUCCAUACUCCCCAAGCAAUAACGUUGUUCAGGACUCUGAAGACAUUUCUUCCUUCUCCCUUACCCAGAAAGAGGUUGUACAGGGUCCUGGUGUUCCUGUUGACCCAUCCCUCAUCCAAAAGGAAGUAGUGCAAGGGCCUGGUACUCCUGCUGCCUCAUCCCCCGAACCAAUCAAGGUUGUCCAGGGCCCAGAGGGCAGCCCUAGCUCAUCCUCCACCCAAAAAGAGGUUGCCCAGGGUAUUGAAGGCAGCCUGGCCCCUUCCUUCACCAAUGAAGAGGUUGUCCAAGGCCCAAUUACUCCUGCUACUCCAUCUCCCAAACAGGUUGCCCAGGGCUCUGAAGGGACCCCCAUCUCAUCUCCCACCCAAAAACAGGAUGUCCAGGACUCUGGUGCUUCUGCUAUCCCAUUUUCUACUCAGAAAAUGGUUGUCCAGGGCCUUGCUGUCCUCCCUGUCCCAUCCUCCUCAGUAGACAAGGUGUCCCCCAGCCCAGGAAGCCCCCCUAUAACCGGGCCAUUGGAAACAGAGGCCAGCCUGAAGUCCCGGCUUGUCCCUGACUCCACCAAGGACAAGGUGCUCCCAGAGCCAUCGAGGGAGGAAGAUGAGGUGGCCCUGACUGCAGACCUGGAGAUUUUCCUGGAUACCCUGCGGAGCAUGGAGCCCCCUGAGAUCCUCCGCACUCAGCGGAUGCCACGAGCCCCCCGCUCCUCCUACCUGGCCAUGUAUGCCACGCUGCCUGCCAUUGAGGAGGACCAGCUUGGGCCAUGGGUGCCAGGGCCUGGCCCCCAAGAGGUGCCAGCACUGGAGGAGGAGGAGGGGGAAGAGGAGGAGGAGGAACCAGAAAACCCCUACCUGAGCGACGAUGAGAAGCUCCAGCGCAGGCAGGAGAAAGCUGGGCCCAGCCCCUCUUGGGAAACCCGGCCUGCCAAGGCUCCCCAGGAUUUCCUCUCCCCUCUGGAGAUGAUGAAGAAGCAUGUAACAGGUGUCAAGGGCUCCCACCCAGAGCUGGGGCCUGAGUGGCAGGCUGGCAGCAGGCCCACUUCCCGUCUUGGAGGCAGCCUUCUCUUUGGUGGUCUGGUGCCUGCCACCAAGGAAGCCCCCACCCUGGAGCCACUGGGCACAAAACUAUCUGCUCUGCCGCCCCACAGGGCACCAGGGCUCAGGAAGGUGCCAGGACAGUUGCCCCUGCUCUGCAGUGAAAGGCCAGCGCCAGAGAAGCCUGCCCAAGCCCAGCCCCUGGAGGGGUGGAGCCCAGCAUUGAAGACCCAGGGCAAGCUGAAUACCAGGCCUGGAAAGAUGAUUCUUUUCUCGGAGCCCAGUUGCCAGGGCAGCAGCAGGGAGGUCUGGGAAGACAUUGCUGAUGCCUCAGGCUGGGCCCUUGUGGCCUCCAUAAGGGUGGUGCGAGGCUGCUGGGUGCUAUAUGAAGAGCCGGAGUUCCAGGGCCGGAAGCUGGUCUUGCCUGAAGGAGAUGUGGAACUCCAAGCCCCAGGGACAGCAUGGAGCCCCAAAGGCAUUGGCUCCCUGAGGAGGGUUGUCCAGGACUACAGCACCCCGGAGAUCAGCCUGUUCUCUGAGGAGGACCUCAAAGGGGAGCAGGUGAAGCUAACCCAAGCCUUGGAGAACUCCGAAGGCUUAGGGAGGCCUCUGCAGGUGGCAUCUAUCACUGUCUUCACAGGACUGUGGCUAUUGUACCCUAAACCCUUCUUUGAGGACACUCCCUGCAUCCUGGAGCCUGGAGAGUACCACACCUUGGAGGCCUGUGGCACAACCAACCUCAGCGUGGGCUCCCUGAAGCCCGUGACUUUGGGCUGCCCCAGUGUGGAGAGGCCAGGGGAACCCAAGGCUGUGGUGUUUGAGGCCCCAGGUUUUCAGGGCCAGAGCUGGGAAGUGAGCCGAGACAUCUACAAUCUGAGGCAGCCAGAGGACAGCCAGAGCCCCCACCUGGCCUCCGUGGGGUCCCUGCGGGUCCUUGGGGGCUGCUGGGUGGGCUACGAAAAGGAGGGCUUCCGGGGCCACCAGUACCUGCUGGAGGAGGGGGAAUACGCCGACUGGUCACACUGGGGAGGGUACGACGAGGUGCUGACCUCCCUGCGGGUCAUCCGCACGGAUUUCGCCGACCCGGCCGUGGUGUUGUUUGAAGCUAUGGAUUUCGAGGGGCCCGGAGUCGAGGUGAGCGAGGCGCUGCCCGACGUGGAGCAGGCGGGACACGGGCCACAUACUCAAGCCAUCCACGUGCUGAGCGGCGUGUGGGUGGCCUAUCAGGAGGUGGGCUUCUCCGGCAAGCAGUACGUGCUGGAGAAGGGCGUGUACCGCAACUGCGAGGACUGGGGCGCGGGCAACAGCGCCCUCGCCUCGCUGCAGCCGGUCCUGCAGGUCGGGGAACACAAUCUGCACUUUGUCUCAAAGAUUCAGCUUUUCUCUGGCCCCGACUUCCUGGGCGACCACAUCUCCUUCGAGGAUGACCAGGCCUCUCUGCCCUUCUUCCAGCCCCAGUCCUGCCGGGUCCACGGCGGCAGCUGGAUCCUGUUCGAUGAGAAGAACUUUGAGGGUGACCAGCACGUUCUCUCCGAAGGCGAGUUCCCCACUCUCACGGCCAUGGGCUGCCUAGCCUCCACGGUCCUGGGCUCUCUCCAGAAGGUACCCCUGCACUUUUCAGAGCCCUCCAUAUUCCUGUAUGGGCUGGAGUGCUUCGAGGGGAAGGAGAUUGAGCUCAACAGCGAGGUGCGGAGCCUGCAAGCCGAGGGCUUCAACAACCACGUGCUGUCCGUGCGGAUCAAGGGGGGCGUCUGGGUGCUAUGCGAGCACAGCGACUUCCGAGGCCGCCAGUGGCUGGUGGGCAGCUGUGAGAUCACCAACUGGCAGACAUACAGCGGGACCCAGAGGGUGGGCUCCCUCUACCCCAUCAAGCAGCGCCGGGCUUAUUUCCGCCUCUGGAAUGCUGCCCUGGGGGGAUUCCUGGCAGUGCCGGACCAUGUGGAGGACAUGAAGGCGGGCCGGGUGGUGGUCUCAGAGCCCCGAGCUGGAGGCAGCUCCAUCUGGUACUACGAGGAUGGGCUACUGAAGAACCAGGUGGCCCCUACCAUGAGUCUGCAGGUAAUUGGGCCCCCCAGCACAGGCUCCAAGGUGGUGCUGUGGGCCGAGAGCCGCCUGCCCCGCCAGACAUGGAGCAUCAAGGAAUCAGGCCACAUCUGCAGCCAGAUGUUUGAAGAACGAAUCCUGGAUGUGAAGGGAGGCCGGGGCUACGACCGGGACCAUGCGGUGCUGUGGGAGCUAGCCAAGGACAGGGCCUCCCAGAUCUGGACCAUCCACGUGCUUUGAGCCCCCCUCCCUUUCCCCCUCCUCUCCUGAAGCCCUGGAGGCUGUCGUGGGGAUGAAAUGUUUUUACACGUUUUUUUUGUUGUUGUCGUAACAUAAGCUGUUUUCUAAUAUACUUCCAGGUACCCUCAUCUCUGUGCAUCUUGAUAUUUGGGAGGUGGGGUGGGGUGGGGGCGGGGAGAGCACUUUGUCUACCUGCGGUCUUCCUCCAACACACUCAGGCUGGCUUCUCCCCUCCCUGCUCCAGUUCUGGGGCUCGGAUGCAAGGCCUCCCUCUGCCACUAGAGGGAGCCCUGGGACCGGACAAACUGGCUAAUGUGGCCCUUUAUGCAAUCCCCCGGAAUGAAGUGUUCUAAGAGCCUGCUCAGUGCCAGGUCUUGCAGGAGUGAAGGGCUUUCUGAGCCUCUGUAACUGGGGGUAUCCAGGGUCUGGGUGGGGCUUGGGGGGUCCUCUGGGACCAUCAUUCCCAGACACCAAGGAGCGAGUGAAGCAAAUGCAACUAAAAAGAGAUGGCAGGUCUGGGCCUCAUCCCUGCAAGGUGAUUGCAAGGGGAGGAGCCCUCAGCAUUUGGACUUCGGGGUAGGGAAGCUGGAGUGGUAACUCCCUGGUGCCGCCUCUCCAGCUGAUGGAGGCGCUGCUGCAAACUUGGCUUCUAGGGCCCUGCACUGUCCAGUGACCGCACACAGGACCCCACUCCA
This is a messenger RNA of Loxodonta africana (African savanna elephant), 7950 nucleotides long. It is a transcript of the gene CRYBG2, whose product is annotated as crystallin beta-gamma domain containing 2. Lineage: Eukaryota; Metazoa; Chordata; Mammalia; Proboscidea; Elephantidae. The record is from RefSeq and is a predicted model, not a curated record. The coding region runs from base 1982 to 7255 and encodes 1757 amino acids. Gene Ontology annotation, biological process: lens development in camera-type eye; visual perception. Gene Ontology annotation, molecular function: structural constituent of eye lens. The transcript has 21 exons.